Molecule: messenger RNA, 537 nt
Organism: Fusarium poae
Lineage: Eukaryota; Fungi; Ascomycota; Sordariomycetes; Hypocreales; Nectriaceae
Exons: 1
Coding region: 1-537 (178 amino acids)
Source: RefSeq, a predicted model, not a curated record
AUGACCCGACCGAGAAGACAACGCCCUUCGUGGUCCAUGUUCCCCGACCUACAUGAUCAAGUGGCGGACAAACUUGAAGAAGAUCAGAUUGAGUACACCUUCAAUCUUCACGACGAUGAUCUAACAAAGAUAAAAACUUACGACACCCACAUUAUGGGCCGUUUCACGUGCAUUAACGAAAAGUGCCGCACAAAUGGCUGGUCAAGCAUGAACAUCGCCAUCACCAUCCGCGCCUACUCUCGAGACCGAUAUAAUGCCCGCGUAUAUCACCAACGCUGCAAACGAUGCAAAAGCUUGGGUGAGCCAACUCUUAAUGAAGAGUCAUACAUCGAAAGGAUCGCGUAUCGUAUCAAGAAGUGGAAUGGCGUCGAGAUGGAAAGACCGAAUUGGAGAGGAGACGCUACCAAGGGGCCGCACGAGAGUGUUUUAUGUGAGGGGUGCAAAAACGGGCAUUGUAGAGAGGGGACUGAAUAUAUUGCGCGAGAGAGGACUGAUGAUAUUGCGCGAGAGGGGACUGAUGAUAUUGCCUGGGGUUGA